Messenger RNA from Arvicanthis niloticus (Nile rat), 1862 nucleotides. Lineage: Eukaryota; Metazoa; Chordata; Mammalia; Rodentia; Muridae. The record is from RefSeq and is a predicted model, not a curated record.
UUCAGUCCUAACGGUUGCCGCGCGGCGCUGGCCUCGGCGCAAGCGCGUACUGACACGCUCGCACGCACGCACGCGCCCGAGGCGGUGGUUGGAGGCUCUCCACGCAGUGGACUAGGGAUCGGGCGGGCAAGGCGAUGGGCGAGGCUGAAACACCUUCCUUCGAAAUGACCUGGAGCAGCACGACCAGCAGUGGCUACUGCAGCCAAGAGGACUCGGACUCGGAGCUCGAGCAGUACUUCACGGCGCGUACCUCGCUGGUCCGCAGGCCGCGCCGGGACCAGCUACGGCCUUUCUGAAGCCAACAGGAAGUAAGAUUCAGCAGUGAGGUCAAGUGAGUUUGGUAGAGGAAACUCAAUUCAGAGUCCUGGCUGCCCUGAGCCGAACUCCACCCUCCAAGCAAAAGUCUAGUCCCUGAAGAACUUUGUCUCUGGGCUAAAUCUUCAGACAGCAAGGGGAAGAGCAGAAGCUUACCUGCUUACUACUGGAUGAGGCUGUAGAGCGGGAGACACCUGAUCUUUCUCAAGCUGAGACUGAGCAGAAAAUCAAGGAUUACAAUGGCCAGAUCAACAGCAACCUCUUCAUGAGCUUGAAUAAGGAUGGCUCCUACACAGGCUUCAUCAAGGUUCAGCUGAAACUGGUACGCCCUGUUUCAGUGCCUUCCAGCAAGAAACCACCUUCCUUACAGGAUGCCCGGAGGGGCACCGGGCGGAGCACAGCUGUGAGGCGCCGCACCUCUUUUUACUUGCCUAAGGAUGCUGUUAAGCAUCUGCACGUUCUAUCACGAACACGGGCUCGUGAGGUCAUUGAGGCCCUGCUUCGCAAAUUCAUGGUAGUAGAUGACCCUCGCAAGUUUGCACUCUUUGAACGAACUGAACGUCAUGGCCAAGCAUACUUCCGGAAACUGUCAGAUGAUGAGCAGCCCUUGAAGCUACGGCUUCUUGCAGGGCCCAGUGAAAAAGCCCUGAGCUUUGUUCUGAAGGAGAAUGACUCUGGAGAGGUGAAUUGGGAUGCCUUCAGCAUGCCUGAACUGCACAAUUUCUUACGAAUCCUGCAGCGGGAAGAAGAGGAACACCUUCGCCAGAUCCUGCAGAAGUAUUCUCGUUGUCGCCAGAAGAUCCAGGAGGCCCUGCACGCCUGUCCUUUGGGGUGACCUUAGGUUGCUCUGAGUGACAGGAGGAGAACAGGCAGUGCGAAGAGCGUGCCGUGUGAGUGUGACAGGGCCCGUGGGGUCUGAGGAGUGCGUGUGCAUGGAGGUCCUCCUCUGCUGAUGGGGAUGAGCCCAGAGAACAGAGAAGGAGCUGGCCCUCUACCAGUGGAUACGGCAGGGCAUGGAUUUGCAUUCCUCUGCCCUUACGUACUGGGUCAAACUCUGGGUAGCUGCUCCAGUCUUUCAUCAGGGUCGCAGCUGUGAUAAUCUUAAGACUCCACAGACAGAACAAGGUUGUUUUCACGGGUGAGGACCCUUACCUAUGGAGAAAGAUUGUUUUGGGUCAUGAAUAGGUCUCAGGAUAGCCCUAUCAGAGCCAAAGGCAGCUGCUCAGAAUAAUAUAAGCAAUUAAGGUAGAGUCUGGGUUUCCCUCUUACGGUGCCUUCUGACUUAACAUACACCCUGGGGUCAGGGAGGGCUGGCCAGUACAACUGCAUUGGGUCAGUGCUGCCCCUAAGGGAAAGGUUGCUGGACCAGACCCUCUUCUUGUUUGCCAAAGCCAGAUUCUCCGUCAUAUUUUGGUGGAAGUGUAUGAAUGUAUGUAAUGUUUUGUGGCCUCAACUGAAUGCGUCCUGUGGGGAAGGGGAUGGGGGUGCAACAGUCAUCAUCAGGGCUUGAUGCCUGAGGGAAUUGGCUGAAUAAAGAUGUAAGAGCA